CGACAUCGAGCCAGUCAAGAUGAAGUUGCUGCUUGUUGUUGCUGCUGUUUUGGCUGUGGCCAGCUGUGCCAGCAUCUCUCUGGAAGAUCUGGAGUUUCAUGCCUGGAAACUCAAGUUUGAAAGAUCCUACCACUCUCCAUCAGAGGAGGCUCACAGGAGGCAGAUCUGGCUCAACAACCGCAAAUUUGUGCUUGUACACAACAUCUUGUCAGACCAGGGUUUGAAGUCCUACCGCCUCGGCAUGACCUACUUUGCUGACAUGGAAAAUGAAGAGUACAAACGAGUGAUUUCCCAGGGUUGCCUUCACUCCUUCAAUGCUUCUCUGCCUCGCCGUGGCUCUACCUUCUUCACACUACCUGAAGGUACUGAUCUGCCCGACACUGUUGACUGGAGAGAUAAGGGAUACGUCACUGAUGUCAAGGAUCAGAAGCAGUGUGGCUCCUGCUGGGCCUUCAGUGCAACUGGCUCACUGGAGGGUCAGCACUUCAGGAAAACAGGAAACCUGGUGUCUCUGAGCGAGCAGCAGCUGGUCGACUGCUCGGGAGACUAUGGCAAUGAGGGCUGCGGUGGAGGCUGGAUGGACUACGCCUUCCAGUACAUCCAAGCAAAUGGAGGGAUUGACACUGAGGAGUCCUACCCUUAUGAGGCCGAGGAUGGAAAAUGCCGUUAUAAUCCUGAUAAUAUUGGAGCCACAUCCACUGGCUAUACUGAUGUGAGUCAAGGCGAUGAAGAUGCCCUAAAGGAGGCUGUGGCCACCAUCGGACCAGUUUCUGUAGCCAUUGAUGCUUCUGCAAUGUCAUUCCAAUUCUACGAAUCAGGAGUGUAUAAUGAGCCCCAGUGCAGCAGCUUACAGUUGGACCAUGGUGUGCUGGCUGUGGGUUAUGGUACUGAGGACGGAAAUGACUACUGGCUGGUCAAGAACAGCUGGGGUCUUGGAUGGGGAGACAAGGGAUACAUAAAGAUGAGCAGGAACAAAUCCAACCAGUGUGGGAUUGCUACUGCAGCAAGCUACCCUCUGGUCUGAAGAGGUUUCCUCAGUGAGGCGGAGAUCAGUGGCAUGUAAUCAACAUUAAUUUUAUUUUUAUUAUUUCAUUUUUUUUUCAGGCUAAAGAGU
This is a messenger RNA of Pelmatolapia mariae (spotted tilapia), 1114 nucleotides long. Its product is annotated as procathepsin L-like. Bases 20 to 1024 code for a protein of 334 amino acids. The record is from RefSeq and is a predicted model, not a curated record. Gene Ontology annotation, molecular function: cysteine-type endopeptidase activity; cysteine-type endopeptidase activator activity involved in apoptotic process. The transcript is spliced from 9 exons. Gene Ontology annotation, cellular component: lysosome. Gene Ontology annotation, biological process: positive regulation of apoptotic signaling pathway; immune response; positive regulation of peptidase activity. Lineage: Eukaryota; Metazoa; Chordata; Actinopteri; Cichliformes; Cichlidae.